GUAGGUAGGUAAGGUACCUGAAAACUAAAGUCCUCCUACUUCACUAAUCUUAUACCCAGGACCAUAGGCACUUCCUUUUUUAAGUUAUAAAACCCAAGAAAGGAUUCAACUUGUCUAGGUUCGGUGUACCUAACCCAAAGUCAGCUACCUAUAUAUUUCUCUCUUUUCCUUUGUUGUAUCGGUUUCAGUUGUGUGAUAUAUAGAUGACGAUGUUGGAAGAGCAAAAGGAUCAAUCCACUUUGGUGAACCCACAACUGUCGCCGCCAAAUUCAUAUGGCGCCGUCGUUCUUGGUGGCACCUUUGACCGCUUGCACGACGGCCACUGCCUCUUCCUCAAAUCAGCAGCGGAGAUUGCCAGGGAUCGAAUCGUGGUGGGUGUUUGUGAUGGUCCCAUGUUAUCCAAAAAACAGUUUGCUGAAUUGAUACAACCCAUUGAAGAAAGGAUGCAUAAUGUUGAGAAUUACAUUAAGUCUAUCAAACCAAAGCUAGUAGUCCAAGUUGAACCUAUUACAGAUCCCUAUGGACCUUCAAUCAUUGAUGAACAUUUGGAGGCCAUUCUUGUCAGUAAGGAGACAUUACCAGGUGGAGUCUCCGUUAAUAAGAAAAGAGCUGAAAGAGGCCUUUCACAGUUAAAGAUUGAAGUUGUAGAUCUAGUUUCUGAAGGAUGUACUGGAGGCAAGUUGAGUUCAACAACACUAAGGAAGCUUGAAGCUGAGAAAGCCAAAAACCAGGAGUCUGCCACAAGCUUGAUGGUAACAAGCUGAUAUCAUAUCAAUGGCUGCAAGAAAGGUGGCCAUAUUUCGAUGGUUCUUUUUUUUUUUCCUUUUUCUUUUUGUGAAACUCCAACAGCAAAAAUGUACAAGGACACCUGAAAUUUAAUAAAAUUAAGCAUGCAAGUGUCUUCUUAUUAAAA
Gossypium arboreum is the source of this 913-nucleotide messenger RNA. Its product is annotated as phosphopantetheine adenylyltransferase-like. Gene Ontology annotation, biological process: coenzyme A biosynthetic process. Bases 204 to 764 code for a protein of 186 amino acids. Gene Ontology annotation, molecular function: pantetheine-phosphate adenylyltransferase activity; dephospho-CoA kinase activity. The record is from RefSeq and is a predicted model, not a curated record. Lineage: Eukaryota; Viridiplantae; Streptophyta; Magnoliopsida; Malvales; Malvaceae. The transcript has 6 exons.